Molecule: messenger RNA, 1476 nt
Organism: Phragmites australis (common reed)
Lineage: Eukaryota; Viridiplantae; Streptophyta; Magnoliopsida; Poales; Poaceae
Product: short-chain dehydrogenase reductase 3b-like
Exons: 3
Coding region: 14-847 (277 amino acids)
Source: RefSeq, a predicted model, not a curated record
GUUAGCAUCGACAAUGUCAAAGCCAAGGUUGGACGGCAAGGUGGCCAUCGUCACCGGCGGCGCGAGCGGCAUCGGCGAGGCGGCGGCGCGGCUGUUCGCGUCGAGCGGCGCCACUGUGGUGAUCGCGGACGUGCAGGACGAGCUGGGCGAGGCGGUGGCCGCGUCGGCCGGGUGCUGGUACAUGCGGUGCGACGUGACGGACGAGGCGCAGGUGGAGGCGACGGUGGGCGCCGUGGUGGCCGCGCACGGGCGUCUGGACUUCAUGCUCAGCAACGCCGGCGUGCUGCUCCCGACGUGGUCCGUGAUGGACAUGGACCUCCGCGAGCUGGACCGCGUGAUGGCCGUCAACUUCCGCGGGGCCGCGGCGUGCGUGAAGCACGCGGCGCGCGCCAUGGUGUCCCGCGGCACCCGCGGCGCCAUCGUGUGCACGGCGAGCGUGGCGUCGCUCCAGGGCGGGUUCGGCCCGGCGUCGUACACGGCGUCCAAGCACGCGCUGCUGGGCCUGGUGCGCGCUGCGGCGGGGGAGCUCGGGCGGCACGGCGUGCGCGUCAACUGCGUGUCCCCCGGCGGCGUGGCGACGCCCAUGAGCUGCGCGCUCAUGGGCGUGGGGCCCGAGGAGCUGGAGGCCAUGACCGUGCCGCACAGCGUGCUGCGCGGGAAGGUGCUGCGGGCGGAGGACGUGGCGGAGGCGGCGCUGUUCCUGGCGUCCGACCAGGCUGCGUUCGUCAGCGGUCACAACCUCGUCGUCGACGGCGCCACCACCGCAGUCAACCCCGCCGUGCUGCACACCGUCGGGAGAAUCUCUGAGAUCUUCUUGUCCCAGAAGGAAUUGACAUCGAGGUUGUGAGGGCAGCACCUGCUUCUGCUUCAUGUGCAGCAAUGAUUACCUGCAGUAUCAGUCACUGAUCAAUGCACUUUGUGUUUAACUUAGUUGGUGAUCUGUAUAAUUUUCGCCUGGCACUAUCAACAAGCUCGUAAAAAGCAACAAAAUUAAUCUGACUACAACAAAGCAGUUCAACUCUGCCAUUCUGGAGAUGUAGUGCAAUGGACGCCUGAAUGCGCCCUAGAGGCCCCCAAAUACUGCAUUGAUGUUGUUUCAGCUGAGACACUCAAAAUCUGGGGUUGAUGAGAUCUUCAUGCUAUGAAAUCUGAACAACCUGGUGUGCUCUGAAUUCUGAAUCUCGCAUUGCAUGAUACGAGUCUACGCUUUCUAACAUUAAAUUUGAAGAUUAUUCUUGGCUAAUUUUGUGUGAUAAUUACCUGAAAGAAAGACACAAAGAACACUGCGAGUGCGUCAAAAUGUCAAAUUCGAAUCUUUGGUGGUCGGUUGCCUGUUGAUUGGCGUGGGACGGGGCGAUCGCGCGUAGCUGGCCUCUCGCCUCGUGAAGAACAAAUGCCAGCUGCGUGCUCACCGCCAUACGCGAGGCGGAGCUAAGCGCGAAGGUGCUAUGCGGACGGUGGGCGGGCAUGGAGCAA